This is a messenger RNA of Cornus florida, 891 nucleotides long. RefSeq lists its product as uncharacterized. The record is from RefSeq and is a predicted model, not a curated record. The transcript is spliced from 3 exons. Bases 427 to 744 code for a protein of 105 amino acids. Lineage: Eukaryota; Viridiplantae; Streptophyta; Magnoliopsida; Cornales; Cornaceae.
ACUAAUUUCGUGCAUUUGGCUUCUUCUUUAUAGUCACUUUUAUAUUGCUCCAUUUGAGGUCUUUGUGUUAGGAAUUUGAAAGGGGUGUGUGAAUGAAAAAGGUUCCUAAGGGAGAGAGAGCUUCCUUGAGGUUAAGAGUUGUGCACAUUUUAUUGAUUCUGGGCUGUCAACAAGGGUGUUGAAAGAAGAGGUGCGGGUGUAUUUUAUAAAGGAAAGUGUUCUUCACCUUCUAGUUGCUAAUUUUGAUCCAUUUUUGGUGUGGUUUUGAACUGUUUAGCAAGUGUUCAAUCUUUCCUUGAGGUUUCUCCAUGAAAAGGAUUGCUACAGUUUGGAAAGAGUGGCAAGUUGUCCCCUCGUUUAAUUGGGCCAUUUGAGAUUUUGGAUCGAGUGGGCGAGGUUGCUUACAGAUUGGCAUUGCCACCACAGAUGGACAGGGUCCAUAAUGUGUUUCAUGUUUCGAUGCUACGGAAAUAUGAGCCAGAUCCAUCUCAUGUAUUGAGUUUGGUUGAUGUUGACAUUGAUGAGGAUGUUUCUUACGAGGAGGGACCCAUUCAGAUUCUUGACACUUGGGACAAAGUGUUAAGAGGUAAAACGGUGACUCUUGUGAAGGUUUUGUGGCGACAUCACGGUGUUGAGGAGGCUACGUGGGAAUGGGAACAUGAUGUUCGUUCUGCGUAUCCGAGUUUGUUUUCUUCCCCAGGUCAUAGCAUGGAUGGUGUGGAGGGUGUUCCUCCUCAGCUAUAGACAGAGUUGGGGCUGGUGUUGUUGUGUUAUAUUCCGUAUAAUAGUCUAUGUUUUGUAUUAUUUUUCUUUACAAUAUUUCUGGCAUGUAAUAAAUGUUAUUUCGGACUUUAAAACUUUAAUGUUGUAAUAUUUGCAUCUUAUAUAUUA